Coturnix japonica (Japanese quail) is the source of this 732-nucleotide messenger RNA. It is a transcript of the gene ACYP1, whose product is annotated as acylphosphatase 1. The record is from RefSeq and is a predicted model, not a curated record. Gene Ontology annotation, molecular function: acylphosphatase activity. Lineage: Eukaryota; Metazoa; Chordata; Aves; Galliformes; Phasianidae.
GUCCCGCCCCCAGCCGCGCUGCGCAUGCGCCUUGGGUUGGGGCUGUUGGCCGCGGCCGUUGCGGGUGGCGGUGGCCAUGGCGGGCAGCGAGGGGCUGGUGUCGGUGGAUUACGAGGUGUGGGGCAGGGUGCAGGGCGUGUUCUUCCGCAAGUACACACAGAGCGAGGCCAAGCGGCUGGGGCUGGUGGGCUGGGUGCAGAACACGAGGCACGGCACCGUGCAGGGACAGGCGCAGGGCCCGGCCGGCAGCGUGCGGGAGCUGCAGCACUGGCUGAGGAACGUCGGCAGCCCGCAGUCCCGCAUCAGCAGGGCCGAGUUCACCAACGAGAAGCACAUAACGGCGCUGGAGCACACGGACUUCCACAUCAGGAAGUGACAUGCACCCGAAAGCUGCCAGCACGGGGCAUGGGCUGCACUCAGCACCCAGCACCCAGCACCCAGCCUCAGCCCCGGGCUGCUCAGUCAGCUGGCACCCGGCUCUAGAGCUCCUGAUGUCCCGUUUCUAACCCGUCGCUUUGUGUUGCCGUGUAGCACCAUCACACCCGUGUCCCCGGGCGGUGGCUCAUUGUGUACGAUGCUGUGCUUGGUGGAACGCUAUGGGGGAGCUGCGGGGUUGGUGCCUGCUGCAAAUAGCGCUGAAAGGGGGAUCGUUGUGAGCUCGGAGCCAUUUGUUUUGUUCGUUCCUCGCAUAGAAGUUUAUUUUUGUUAGAAUAAAGACUUUGCCCGAGCUCA